AUGGCGCACAAUGUUCCGAAACGGGAUCCUUCGGAUGACCUCGACGGAGAUAUCUUGACCUUCUCAGAACUCGAUUUCGCAAGACUAGGACUUGCAAACAAUGAGUCGAAUCAACAAUUCGCACCCGAAUUGAGCCUUGCAGCUCAGGAAUACCCAUUCCCGGUACAGAAUGAUGUCUUGGCUCUAGAACAGAACUUCUUCACAGACGACUUCCCUAUAGAUCCAGCGGCGAAUACACAAAAUGAAUUCUGGUUCGAUCAAUCGUUAAAUCUCCAAUCAUGGCAAACAACGCCGCCAAUGCAAAUAGAUACCGGUCGGGAUAUUUCACCACUUGUUACAACUCAUGGGCGAGUUGGGACGCCCUCGCUGGCCAGCCCCUCAUUUGAUCAAGCCUUUGCAACCUUUUCGCCACAAGAAAAUCAGCACCACAGCCUCCCACGAAGAAGGAGUCAAUAUCUCAGAAGUCAGUUAAAUAGAACUACAAGUGAACCUGUUUCGAUCCCCCGAUCAAGCCUCCGGCGCGACAGUACUCGCAAUCCGAUGCAGAGAUGGCAAGAUUCGCCACCUGAAGCCGAGCCAGCCUCGUUAUCCGCUAUAGCCGACGCUCUCGAGAAAACACCACUGCGAAAACGCUCAUCAGCUGGAAGUCUGGGCAGUCGUAGAGUUGCAAGCCGUGCAGGAUCUAUCGCAAGUGUAACAAGCUGUUCAACUGCUUCCGUCGGGUCGCCACAUUCUACCGCACGACGAGGGGGAGUCGCCAAGUCGAAGCGCGUGUCUACUAACAAGGGCAAGAAAGCCGACAAGAGGCGUUUUCCCUGCACAUUUUGCUGCGACAGCUUUAAGAGCAAGUACGACUGGGCACGCCAUGAGAGGUCGCUGCACUUAGAUCUACAAGGUUGGCGAUGCACGCCUUUCGGAGGGACGGUUGUAUCUCCAGACACAGGGCGAAGUCAUUGCGCUUAUUGUAACCAAAUCGAUCCGGGUGCAGAACAUCUCGAAACUCACAACCACGCUGGAUGUCAGAACGACGAAAAACCGCAUGUUUUCCGACGCAAAGAUCACCUUGUUCAACAUCUCCGACUGGUCCAUCAUGUGAAGACGCUACCCACCAUCGAUUCAUGGAAAGUUGAGGGGCCGCCUAUAAAAUCGAGAUGCGGAAUCUGUGAUAUUAGAAUGGAGACUUGGCAAGAACGGGUGGAACAUCUAGCCAAGCAUUUCCGCAAGGGUGAUACGAUGGAAGAUUGGAAGGGCGAGCACCAUUUCGAACCGCAUGUCAAGGCAAGGGUGACGAAUGCUCUGGCACCGUAUAUAAUUGCAGCGGAAGAACGAGCCCCGGUGCCCUUUUCUGCUACUGAUCCGAGCUCAAAGGAUCAUUUUCGCCAAAUUAAGAAGAAUGCUGGAAGCGAAGUUGAAGCUGGCAAUCAAGUUGAUGGGGAACUACCAGUCUCCCAAGAGACAUUGCCUCUACCCGAACAACCUAUUACCACAGACAUCAACUCCCUAUCUUUUCCGGAGUUUCUAGUGCAUCACUUAGGAAGGUAUGCACAACAGCAGAUGAGACUCGGCGUUGUGCCGACAGAUGAGAUGUUUCAGGCGGAGGCGAGGAGGCUUGUUUACAAUACUAUGGAUCCGUGGGAUCAAACGUUGGCAGACAACAAGGAUUGGCUUUCUUGUUUUCGAAAUUGUUAUCUUGGCAAAUAUUCUAGUGGGCAAUGA
Fusarium venenatum is the source of this 1716-nucleotide messenger RNA. RefSeq lists its product as uncharacterized. The record is from RefSeq and is a predicted model, not a curated record. NCBI's taxonomy places the organism in Eukaryota, Fungi, Ascomycota, Sordariomycetes, Hypocreales, Nectriaceae.